Molecule: messenger RNA, 855 nt
Organism: Thlaspi arvense
Lineage: Eukaryota; Viridiplantae; Streptophyta; Magnoliopsida; Brassicales; Brassicaceae
Source: the annotation of a GenBank genome assembly
AUGACAGAAAUGUCUUCUUCGUACAUGAUCGCGAACCCUAAGUUCGAGCCUUACAAGCCAAAGAAACGAUAUCACUACUCUUCUUCGGUGCUCUCCACUCUCUUCUCGAUCUUCACCUACAUUUUGAUCUUCUACGUUUUUGAACUAUCUCCAUCUUCGAUCUUCAAAGACACAAAGGUCUUGUUCUUCAUCUCCAACACUCUCAUCCUCAUAAUCGCCGCCGAUUAUGGCGCCUUCACCAAUAAAGAGAAUCACGACUUUUACGGUGAAUAUACUGUUGCGGCGGCGGCGAUGAGAAGCCGUGCAGAUAACUACUCUCCGAUUCCCGUUUUAACAUACCAAGAAAUCCCUAGACAGCAAAACUCAGGCGAUGCAGAAAUCAAGAACCCUAAAGAUGUCAAAACCAAGAACCCUGAUGAAGAAGAACCGAUGGUGAAAGAGAUCGUGUGCGUUUUGUCGCCUCCUGAGAAAAUAGUACGAAUGGUGAGCGAGGAGAAACUGAGAGACCAUGUAGCUACCGAGAAAUACAAACCAGUUAAUGAGAAAACUGCUGCUAACAAAGAAGCUUGCAGUGGAAAAAGCCAUGCGAACCCUAAAUCUUACGGACGAACCAAGUCAGAUAAACCGCGACGGGUGAAGACAACCGAAGAUACAAAUUCCAAACGUAAAAGUUAUCAUCAAAGCGAAUCGGAUAGCUCGAAAUGGAUGGUUGUUCCGGAGAAAUGGGAGAAUGUUGAAGAAGAAUCUGGAGAGUUCUCGAAGAUGUCGAACGAGGAGUUGAACAGAAGGGUCGAAGACUUCAUCCAACGGUUCAACAGACAGAUCAGAUUACAAUCACGAGUUUCGUCUACUUGA